AGCGAGCGCCGCGCCGCGCCGGGCUGCGAGAGAUGCUGCUCCUGGCUGGGGCGGGAGUCCGUGAGCCUGGCCUAAGGCUGUGGCUGCGCAGCGCCGGGAGGCGUCAGGCGCCCUUGCUUCCGGCGAAACAGGCGGCGGCAGCAGCAGCAGCAGCAACACCUGCCGCGGAGCCGAGCCCGCCAUCGCCUUCCCGUUGCAGGCCGCGGCCGCGAGUAUGUUGGCCUGAAGCCUCCAGGUCCCUCUCUCGGACGGCGGGACACAAGCAGGUUCCAUUUCCCCAUGUGGAGUCUCUUUGCUACUUCAGCACAUCAGCCCUCCAUGAAAAUUCUGAAUACGGCAGAUUAAUCUAUCAUGGAAAUUUGGCAAAAGCAGUGUUAGGAGUGAAGUUUUUCUCCUACUCGACCAGCAUGUUUAGCUUUUGCAUGAUGCCGAUCAUCAUCUUCAAAACCGGCAUAGGCGUUGACAACCUUCCCUUGCAAAUUGCCUUUUACAGUGUUGUAGGAUUCUUUACAUUCAUAACACCAAUUACCCUGCAUUUAAUUACCAAAGGCUACGUCAUCCGGCUGUACCAUAAGGCCGAAACGGACACCUAUACAGCCGUUACGUACAAUGCUAUUUUGGCAGAAAAGAAAACUGUGUUCCACCAACAGGAUGUGAAGAUUCCAGACAUCAGCAAGAUGUUCACAACAUUCUAUGCUAAAAGCAAAUCGCUGCUGGUUAAUCCAAUGCUUUUUCAGUAUCCACAAGACUAUAGCCAUCUUAUGGGGUAUGACAAGCCCUUUACAUUUGACUUGGAAGAACCGAAACAAUCUACUGAAGACAAAUAGAAUUCUAAAAUGUUAGAUGUUUUUGUAUACUAUAUUUGUGUAUGUGCAGGCUAUUCAGAAUUAUUUCACAGAUUCUAGGUUACAAAAUCCCAAAGCGUGUUUUUCUUCAUUAAAAAUAUCAUUCUUUCAUGGCCAAGUGGGGACUAGAACCUGGAUUUCUCAAGUCCCAGUCCAACUCUUAACCAGUACACUACAUUGGCUCUUUGGGGUUUUUUUGCUCAAUAUCUGUGUGAGGCCUUAGUUAGACCUAAGGUUUAUCCCGGGAUUGUCCCUGUUAAUGUAAAUGACACACAGGGGAUCCCAGGAGCAGGCAGGGACGACCCUGGGAUAAACCUUAGGUCUAGCUAAGUCCUGAAUGUUCGCGCAUGCAUGCAGACACACACGCCUCCCUGCCAACUGAGGAUAACACUUCAUGUAUAUGAUCAAGUGGUCUGUAGUCCAUUGAAACUUAUACCAUAAUGUGUUCGUUUUCAAGGGUCCACAAAUCUCUUUGUUUUUGCUGCUCCAGCUUAACAUGGCUACCUCUCUGCACACUUAAGAACAUGGCUGUCUCUCAAGUAUCAAAGACCUCUUGAUGACAUUACAGUGGACAAAUUGGAUGAAUAUUUUGAGAUCCUAAAAAUAAAAUCUAAAAUUUAAGCAACUCUUA
Elgaria multicarinata webbii is the source of this 1476-nucleotide messenger RNA. It is a transcript of the gene TMEM70, whose product is annotated as transmembrane protein 70. The transcript has 3 exons. NCBI's taxonomy places the organism in Eukaryota, Metazoa, Chordata, Lepidosauria, Squamata, Anguidae. Gene Ontology annotation, biological process: mitochondrial proton-transporting ATP synthase complex assembly. The coding region runs from base 33 to 827 and encodes 264 amino acids. The record is from RefSeq and is a predicted model, not a curated record. Gene Ontology annotation, cellular component: mitochondrial membrane.